ACAACUUCCGGUCGUAACCAAACAAAACAUCCGACCAAAUUAGCCGAGUCUAGUCUGUUGUCUCGACGAUGGGUGAGGCCGACCUGACACAGAACCAAGCCGACGAGAAGCCCCCGGACGCGUCCUUGGUCCCCGGCGAGGAGUCAGUGGUGUGGAGCCACGAGGUGGAGGUGUGCCUUUUCCACGCCAUGAUCGGACACAAGCCUGUCGGAGUGAACCGUCACUUUCACAUGAUCUGCAUCCGAGACAAGUUUAGUCAGAACAUCGGCCGCCAGAUCUCCUCUUCGGUCAUCUGGGAUCAUCUUGGAACCAUGUAUGACAUGCAGGCACUGCACGAGUCGGAGAUCUUGCCCUUUCCAAACUCUGAGAAGAGUUUCUUUCUGCCUGAUGACAUCAUCCAGGAAGUGAAGGAAGGCAAGCUGUGCUUGGAGGAGGAGCCCAAGGAGGAGCUGGAGCUGGAGCGGGAGCAGCCUGCAAUGCACGAAGAAGGAAGUAACUCCUCGCUCAAGAUGUCAGAGCGGACCAGCAGUAGCCGUGACAAGGAGAAGGGUGGUGUUGAUGGUGCAGCUACAGGAGGAGGAGGAGGAGGAGGAGGAGCUGGUGGGAAGGAAGCAGAAAAGAGGAAGAGGAGUCGUGGUGCUGAGAAGCUCCUGUCGUCGUCCAACCCUGCCAGUCCCGGAGGAGCCAAGAGAAGACGUACAUGACCGUGCGACUGGUCAAUUGAGAUGAGCUGGUGUCUCUCUCUUCAUGACCUUUGUUAGUGACUAGAGGUCAAUGCUCGGUUGCGUUUGAAUCGUGAUUAGCUGCCAGAAAGUUGAAGACCGGCACACUGCGUACACAGGAAAUGGACCCUGUUAGCGCCAGUAUAUCAUUUUUGUCUCUCAGCAGAUGACAUCCUGAUUUUCUGGAGCUGUAUUGUCAUGAUUAGCAUGCGAAAUUAGCCUGCCAGCUGAGCCAUGGCUUUAGAUUGAUGAUCUUUUUAUUUUCGUCCCAUUUUGAUGUAUGAAAAGAAUCAUCUGUUUACUUCGCUGUUUUUCUGUCAACAACCAAAUGAUGCUCAUUAUUAAAUUGAUGUCACACACA
This is a messenger RNA of Hippocampus comes (tiger tail seahorse), 1083 nucleotides long. RefSeq names its product MRG/MORF4L binding protein (gene mrgbp). Gene Ontology annotation, cellular component: NuA4 histone acetyltransferase complex; nucleus. The transcript is spliced from 5 exons. Lineage: Eukaryota; Metazoa; Chordata; Actinopteri; Syngnathiformes; Syngnathidae. Gene Ontology annotation, biological process: regulation of transcription by RNA polymerase II. Bases 69 to 704 code for a protein of 211 amino acids. The record is from RefSeq and is a predicted model, not a curated record.